UGUGGCAGGUGAGCGGGUGAGCCAGGCCGAUGGUGGUGACUGCGGCCCUGUCGGCUGCAGCUGCGGCUGCAGCCCUAUCCGGCCUGGCAAUGCGAUUGUUGCGAUUGUUGCGUUGGGCGGCGACGCGCGGCUCGUACAGCAUUUUCCGCAAGGGGCUCACGCGCACGCUGCUCACCUUCUUCGACCUGGCCUGGCGGCUGCGCGUGAACUUCCCCUACUUUUAUAUGGUGGCCUCGGUGAUGCUCAGCGUGCGGAUCGAGUGAGCCAUCGCCCGCCACAAAGGUAGCCCCUGGGUGGAGAGCGCCACCCACGCCACCCACGCCACCCACGCCACCCCCGCUGGGCGGCCGCUUGAAGGACCUUGGGGCCUCACAGUGCCUAGAGACCGCGGGGGGAAGGGUGCAGACAGGACUGCCUGGGUCCCUCCAUUUUAGGCCGCCACGGAGGGCCACAGUACUGCAUCCCAUACCACGUAAAACAAAACAAAACAAAAAAACUUAACAGCCUAGUC
Molecule: messenger RNA, 511 nt
Organism: Alexandromys fortis (reed vole)
Lineage: Eukaryota; Metazoa; Chordata; Mammalia; Rodentia; Cricetidae
Product: small integral membrane protein 10-like protein 2A
Exons: 1
Coding region: 30-263 (77 amino acids)
Source: RefSeq, a predicted model, not a curated record